Colletotrichum orchidophilum is the source of this 1872-nucleotide messenger RNA. RefSeq lists its product as uncharacterized. Bases 1 to 1872 code for a protein of 623 amino acids. Lineage: Eukaryota; Fungi; Ascomycota; Sordariomycetes; Glomerellales; Glomerellaceae. The record is from RefSeq and is a predicted model, not a curated record. The transcript has 4 exons.
AUGGGUCGAUCCAAGAUUUCCCAAAGUCGCUGGCGUCAAGCUUCGUUUUACUUUUCCAUUGCAGCCUUUUCAACGUUUCUGAUCAACUUUAUAUUCACACUCUGGGCGAGCAUCACAAGACGUGACACAAUACGAGACGGUGUCGGGACUCUGCUUGAUACGGGUUGUUCAACCAUCAGGACACUGAAUACUGGGAUACAUAUCCUGAUCAACGUCCUUGGUAUCAUUCUUCUGGCGGGUAGUAACUACUGCAUGCAGUGCUUGAUGGCGCCGACCCGGCCAGAGAUUGACGAUGCACACGCAAGACAAGAUUGGCUCGAUAUCGGGGUUCCAAGUGUCCGAAACUUUUGGAGCAUAACAUGGAAGAAGAAGACUGUCUGGAUUUUGCUGUCCAUUUCGUCACUUCCAUUACAUCUGGUCUCGACCUCGGUGAACAAUUACAGCGUCUUGAAUACGAACGCAUACAUCUCAAAGAACAGCACCGGAAGCACAGUCAGCAGUGCGGAAUGGAAGAGCAUGUACGCAGGCUUCCUGGGCGAUAACGUGGAGCAAAUGGAUGUGACAAAGUGCAUCGACGCCUACCGAGUCGCUUUUCAAUCCUCGCGAGGGAACCUACUUCUUGUCUCGGAUGAUAGGCGCGAGGAAAAUCGAACGGUCGAGCUCGCUGGCAUACUCGCUGGCAACUCGACAUGCGAGGAUUACCUGCUCGAAUUGCGAACUACGCCGGGAAGCUGGACACCACUGGGCUCAGCCGUAACGGAAUGCUACAGCCAGAAGACUGAAGAGCAUUGCAAAUUAGCCUUCAGCAGCGCUCUCUGCUGGACUGUGACGGCUUUCAACUUUGCGAAGGGUGUCUUGAUGCUCUUCGUCGCCUUCGGGAUGGGUGACGAAGAUCCCAUCAUGACCAUUGGAGAUGCAGUAGCCUCUUUCCUCCAACAUCGGGAUGAGUCAACUGCGGAUAUGUGCCUCAAGUCGAAGGACCACUUUGUCGCCCAACUCUGGUCCAAGGGUCCAAUUCAGUAUGACCUCAAACCGCAACGGAAGUCUGUCGCGGUCACACCUGGGGGAUGGUUUUUGUGCUUCUCGUUGUACCUCGGAUUAAUCAUUGCCUGUGCAUAUUUGUUGAUUGGCGGCCUCUAUCAUAUGUCUGGUGGCGGCGACAUCAUCAAACUCGGACUCGGCGCCAUGCAGACCAGCACCAUCCUAAGCACCGGCAAUCUGGGUCAAGGAUCCAUACUUGCUAAUAUCCUGCUUGUCAACACGCCCCAGAUUGUCUUGUCGCUCAUAUACUUCACCUACAAUGCUCAGUAUACCAGCAUAUCCCUGAUUACUGAAUGGGACAGGUACGGCAACGAAAACGAGUCAAAGAGCCUCCGAGUAUCAUCUACGCGUAAAGGUUCCCAGCGAGACACCUACUUCCUUCAACUCCCGUACCGUUAUUCUCUCCCUCUAGUCAUAUUCUCAGGUGGACUUCACUGGCUCAUUUCUCAAAGCUUCUUUCUCGUCAAUUUGGAGGUAUACGCCCCUUCGGAUGAUGCCACAUCCAUGGUGCGAGUAACAAAUGGGGGCUCGCGUGCCGGCGUGACUGCCUGCGGGUGGUCGCCACUUGGGGUCUUAUGCGUUCUUGUGGUCAUUAUUCUCAUGAUGGGAUUUCUUAUCAUCACCGAGAGGCGUCGUUUGAGAUUCGGCGCAAUGCCUGUGGCGGGCAGCUGUAGUGCGGCAAUCUCUGCUACUUGUCACCCUGACUCGGAUGAGGAAAAGAUGUGGGAGAAGCCUCUGCGAUGGGGCGUGGUCGAUUCGUCUGUGGUCGGGCACUGUUCUUUCUCGUCUGAACCAGUCUCAGUCCCAGUACGUGGUCGUUUGUACUCAUGA